Cladophialophora carrionii CBS 160.54 is the source of this 1587-nucleotide messenger RNA. RefSeq lists its product as uncharacterized. NCBI's taxonomy places the organism in Eukaryota, Fungi, Ascomycota, Eurotiomycetes, Chaetothyriales, Herpotrichiellaceae. Gene Ontology annotation, molecular function: protein binding. The record is from RefSeq and is a predicted model, not a curated record. The transcript has a single exon. The coding region runs from base 1 to 1587 and encodes 528 amino acids.
AUGGAUGACCAGAGUGAGGUAACGCCGCAUACCGGCCAGCAGUCUUCCUUGUCAUGGAGAGCUGCCGCGCCUACUCAGCAGGAGUGGCUAUCCAUCAAGGAUGUGUUUACUCAACUUUACAUUGGCGAGAACCGAAGACUGAAAGAUGUCAGAGCCAUUCUGUCGAGGAGGCACGGCUUUGACGCCAGCGAGAAGAUGUUCAAGCGGCGCAUCGCAGAUUGGAAGAUUCACAAGAACUACAAGGCCAAGGAGAAGGAGUUGCUUGCAAAGCGUGUCAAAGCCUGUGUCGAGGCCGGCCAUGACGUCCACUCCAUAUCGUUCCGCGGCAGGCCUCUGAAGCUGGAUCGUGUCAAACGCCAAUACCGGAGCGACAAGAGGUUCACUCGGGUCUGGGAGCAAUUGUCGCAAAGUCCAGAUGACAUCUGUGUCGACGAGGCCGCUGUCAAGGAGGAAUCUCCGUCCAGCAACACAACCAUAUCCAGAACACUCCCAGAUCCGAGUACCUCGCCCGAGUGCGCAAAGACACACGUCCACGGCAAUGAAGGUCAAGAUCUCGCCACCGUUACCGUCCUUCCGCCAACGGACCUUUACAACACUGAAAUCGUCCUCUUCCACACAAGGGAGGCAGUGCAGUGGCAGUUCACUACUUUCACUCCCCUUAAGUCGAAAGAGCUUCAGGCUCGUUUUCCGGAUAUGAUCCCGCGGGAGGUGAGAACAGGACAGACCGACCAGGUAUCGGCAUUCUGGCUCGGUCUUUACCGGGGAUUCGACUACUUCCACAGCGGGAGAGCGGACGACGCGUGGACCACUUUCGACGGUUGCUGCAACAUGGUGCGGCCGCUGAUAAAAUCCGCGCCGCUGCAACUGUUGUCUUGCCUGCUCGUCCACUUUGCCACGCCGUGGGAAGGCCUAGCCGCCUUAGAGCAGCAGUUGCUCGGUUUCAUAUCGUCAAUGGCCGAGAACUCGCUAGGAGACCAUCAUCCCCUUGCCAGAGCUCUGGGAAUGAUCAAGGCAGCCGAUGUGCGCGACCGUGCAAUUGAGUCGAUGAUGCAGUUGGUGGUCGACGGCUACAGGGCGCACCGAAAGUCAGACAAUUCGUCGUAUUUCGCUCUCCGAGUCGACCAAAUUGACGCGCUCCGGAAACGCAAGACCUUCCAACAUGCACAUUUCCUGUGCCAGCAGCUUCUCAAAGACAGCCAGGCGAUGCGCCCAAAACGGUACAGGACCGCGUUGGCAGCUUUGGGGAGAUUGUAUGCCGAGCAGCACGAAGAGUUCGCCCUCGAAGGAGUUGCUCAUAGAAUCCUGGCUCACGAAACCUCUGACUCAGGCUCAGCAAAUAGCAGCACGGCAUCCUGGGCUUGUGAUCAGCUUGCCACCCUCGCCAUGAGUCGUGGAGAUUAUCCUCUGGCCGAGCAGUAUCUUCGUCGAGCGGCCUCGAUGUCACAUGCUGGUCUUCCCCACCGCGGGCCCUCGACAGACUCACUCGUCAAACGGCUCGCCAUGUGUAUGCAUCAGCAAGGCAAGGAAGUGGGCGUCGAUAGAGUCGGGAAAGGUUUCGGGUCUGCGAACGGAUGUGCCAUUCGUUGA